This is a messenger RNA of Oncorhynchus keta (chum salmon), 10546 nucleotides long. It is a transcript of the gene strbp, whose product is annotated as spermatid perinuclear RNA binding protein. Gene Ontology annotation, cellular component: precatalytic spliceosome. Gene Ontology annotation, molecular function: single-stranded RNA binding; double-stranded RNA binding. Lineage: Eukaryota; Metazoa; Chordata; Actinopteri; Salmoniformes; Salmonidae. The transcript is spliced from 19 exons. Bases 704 to 2845 code for a protein of 713 amino acids. The record is from RefSeq and is a predicted model, not a curated record.
CAGGCGGUCGUCUAGCCAUCCUCCUGACAGUAAAAACCCGACGCUGGCGCUUGUUCAGCGCUCAUAAUGAAUUUAUCCCGUCCACGCCUGCGCAGUCACCAUUCAUCUUUGAAUCUCCUGCGAAGGAGAAAGCAGCAGGCGGCUCUCGCUGGUGUCUAGCUGGAGAGCGCUUUGACUGAACGUCUUGGAUUUGGUCCCGUCAACGAGAGUCAGAGCUGUGAAACUGUGCCUGGUAUCAACGCGUGUUUGGAUAUCUUUUCCCACUACAGUAACACUUCAACCAUUCAAGAGAAACAGAUGGAGCUGUGCGCCGGGUCAGGGGGAAAUAGCAGGCACCUGGGAACCCAGUGAAUCACAGCACUGGAGAAAACAAGUGGGAGAAGUCUAGAGAAGUGAGGCAGUCAUCCUCACUCAGUCCCCACAGGGAUAUUCUCAUCCCAACAAGCAAGGUAGAGGUUCCGAACCCAUCCUGAGACCGCAACACCGGGCCAGAGGGACAGAGGGACAAGAGGAAAGUACUGCGCAAGGUGAGACAGAGGGAAGCAGGUCAGGUCUGUAGGCAGGGGGCUCUGAGGGGAGCGUAUGAGGAGGAGUCAGAGAGCAGAGGAGACCCCUGACCUGUCCUGACAACACAGAGCUGCCCCGGCAACACACCCGGGCCACACAAGGAGACGGACAAGGAGCACCCACUCCUUUCGCAGGCAUGAGGUCCUUCCGUUCGUUCGGUAAUGAUGACCGCCACGUCAUGGCCAAACACUCCACCAUCUACCCAUCGUCGUCUGAACUGGAGGCGGUCCAGACCCUGGUGUCCACCGUGGAGGGUGCCCUCAAACACGUCUCUGAUUGGAUAGACCAGAGCAAUGUCCAAUCGGUGCAGAGUAACAGCCAGGCAGACGCAGCAGCCGGCCAGACAGACGGCCAGCCGAACCCCACAGACAGCACAAUGACAGAGGACGGUAGUGCUGACCAUGACGACGACCUUAACGACGACCCCGACGUUAGUCCCAGCGCCAGCCCAGAUGACUGCACAGACAGCAGCUGCAGGGAGCCCGGUGGAGGUGUGCUGUGUGGGGUGAUGAGGAUCGGCCUGGUGGCUAAAGGGCUGCUCAUCAAACAGGACAUGGAUCUGGAGCUGGUGCUGAUGUGUAGAGAGAAACCCACUGAUGCACUGCUGUGCACUGUCUGUGACAACCUGCCCCUGCAGAUACAAAAGUUAACCGAAGACAAGUAUGAGGUGCAGCGCUGUGUGCCAGAGGCAGCCAUCUUGGUGUGUAGUACGACAGAGCCAAAACUCACCCUGAAGGUCACCCUCACCUCCCCGCAGAUGAGAGAGGACAGCGACGCGGACGAACAAGUGGAGGGUGUUGAGCUGACAGACCCGGCAGACAUGCUGGACAGGCACAGAUGCCUGGUGGCCCUGGCGGCUCUGCGACAUGCCAAAUGGUUCCAGGCCAGAGUAAACGGGUUGAAGUCGUGUGUCAUCAUCCUCAGGAUCCUGAGAGACAUGUGCAAUAGACGACCAGCCUGGGAGCCGCUGAAAGGAUGGCCCCUGGAGCUGAUCUGUGAGAAGGCCAUAGCCACGUGUAACCGGCCGCUUGGUGCAGGGGAGGCCCUCCGUCGGGUCAUGGAGUGUCUCGCCUCAGGAAUCCUCCUUCCAGGAGGACCAGGGUUACACGACCCGUGCGAGAAGGAGCUGACCAACACCCUAACGGCCAUGACAGACGAGGAGGCAGAGGCCAUCACAUACAGUGCACAGCACGCUCUGAGACUGAUGGCGUUCGGUCACAUCUACAAGGUGCUGGAGAUGGACCCUCUCCCCUCUAGUAAACCCUCCCAGAAGUACCCCUGGUCAGACAGGGAGGGCUCAGGGCUGAAGAGGCCCUACGAGGAUGGGCCCACGGACGACAAAGACCUCAUCAAGAAGAUGAAGAGGAACCUGAGGAAAGUCCUCGACAGCAAAGCAAUAGACACCAACCAACCAAUGAAUGCUCUGAUGCGUCUGAAUCAGAUACGUCCAGGUCUGCAGUACAAGCUGCUGUCCCAGUCCGGCCCGGUCCACGCUCCUGUCUUCACCAUGUCUGUAGACCUAGACAGCACCGUCUACGAAGCCUCGGGCUCCUCCAAGAAGACCGCCAAGCUGCAUGUCGCUGUCAAGGUUCUGCAGGCGAUGGGUUACCCCACAGGGUUCGAUGCAGACCUGGACUGCAGUGCAGACGAGAAAUCGGACGGAGAGGGGAAGAGCGAAUCAUCUACACACUCAAGCAAUAACACAGCACACUCAGACAACUCAAAUACACUGGAGGUCCGAACUCAGGGUCCUAUUCUGACGGCCAGCGGUAAGAACCCUGUCAUGGAGCUGAACGAGAAGCGCAGGGGUCUGAAGUACGAGCUUAUAUCAGAGAGCGGGGGCAGCCACGACAAACGCUUCGUCAUGGAGGUGGAGGUGGAUGGUCAGAAGUUCCGUGGGGCGGGGCCUAAUAAGAAGGUGGCGAAGGCUUCGGCUGCGUUGGCUGCUCUGGAGAAACUCUUCUCUGGCCCCAACGCCGCCGCCGCCAACAACAAGAAGAAGAAGAUCAUCCCACAACAUGCCACUAAAGGAGCCCUAGCUGCAGCGGCAGCCUCAGCAGUAGCAGCCCAGGUGGCCAGAGGGAGAGGUCGAGCCUUCGUCAGCGCUGCCGCACCAGGGUACACACAGAUACCAGGCUUCGGGACUCCAUAUGGAUACAGUGCCGCAGCCGCCCCAGCCUACGGUGGUCUUUUCAUUGACAAUCCUUUUUACCAGCCUCGGACCAUCGCACCAUUUAUUAUUCAUUUGGGUCCUCAAGAUCUCUUCUCUGACUUCUAGAACCAUCAGGUUGUGUGGCUUCUAAACUGUCGUACCUACAGUCCCGCUAAGGAGCUUGACCUUUGACCCAGCAGGCUGUCUGUCCGUCUCCCACCGUACGGUACAGAGCCAGCGAGCGGUCAAACCGAACUCCUCUCACUCUGUUCUGUCUCCUCACAACCCAAAUCAAAGGAAACAAACCUUUAAAAAAAGCAAUACUUGAUUUGACUUUUUUGACUCUCAGCUGCAUCAAAACUGAAGGCUGAGUACCUUGGUCUUUUAGUCUCUUUCUUAUAUAGCAAUACUACACCUGAACUUUUUGGCUUCAAGCUUUACUUGAGAUGAUGACGUGAAUGUUCAAUUGAGUCUUACCCAAACACAGCAUUGCAAUAGGUCAUUUCAACUGUAUAUUCACUGUGUGUAUGUAUGUGUGGCUAUACCAUGGAAUAUAUGCAUAUAUAUGUGUAUGGUAUGUGUUCCUAGAAAUAUAUAUAUUACAUGUGCUGAAACUAUUUAGGGUGUACGCGUGUGUAAAUAUGAUAUACUUAUUGUUGGUAUAAAUUAUUUUAGAUUUACAAAAGUGAAAUGUAAUUAUAAUCCCACAGUAUAGCUUUCUUCUUCUUCCAGUUUUAUAUACACUAAGCAAUUUACUCUACUCUAGUACUAGGACAAUGCAAUAUGAAACGUGUUUCUUAAUUAACAGACUAGCGUAGUGAUGCUUCCUUUUCUUUUACCCCGAUGUCUAUCUCAUCUGAUCCUUUCUGGACACGCUCAAGUCUCUCUGGUCUAAGGCUCGCUAGCACAGCCCGGUCAGUCGAGAGUCGCUCGCUCACUCAACCUAGCAACCCUUACCGCCCUCUCUAACACACACACACACACACACACACACACACACACACACACACACACACACACACACACACACACACACACACACUUCCUAUGUAACAGCACACAUUACUUUCCUGUUGACUUCCGGUCAGAAAGCACACUUCUCUACUCAGUGGAACAUUUCUCAUUGCUCCACUGCUAACAGGCGUACGCUAGUGGAGGUUGCUGGGGGGGGGUCAUAAUAAUGGCUGGAACGGCGCGGACGGAAUCGCGUCAAACACAUGGAAACCAUGUGUUCGAUGUAUUUGAUACCGUUCCACUGAUUCCUCUCCAGUCCUUUCCCCGAGCCCGUCCUCCCCGCAUUAAGGGGCCACCCCUGUACUAUACUGCUCCAUACUAACCUGGGGGUCUGUUGGACAACUAGAGUAUCUGAACACUGAAACCUCCUCACAGGACUACAUUACUCAGAGGACCAGCCACAGUCCUCUCUCUCUCUCUCUCUCUCUCUGGCCUACAGCAUAACGUGGGACCAAAAGCACAGUUCACAGUUUGUUAGCUUGCAAAGGGGCUUAGUUCACAAUCCGUUUGUACAACUGUUGUACAAUGUGCAGGCAAACUCACGAAAAGGGGGUAUUUUGGAUCACAACCAAUGUGUCAAAUGUAUUAUGCAUCGGUUUCACAAACCCGAGCGUGGACUGAGUGGAGCUACUCGGACAAUCCAACACACAGGGCCCCACUGCUGCGUCUGUCAACACAGUCGCAGACCAACCAGCCUUGCCCCCACGGAACAGUCCAACCACACGUGAAUAGCUACAUCUAAUUCAACGGAUAGUCCGCCUUAUACACUAUACACUAUAUACUAUAUACUAUAUACUAUAGCUCUACUGUAGAAAGACAGACGGGACCCAGUCAUUUCAUAACCCCCUGCUUUACCCUCUCUAGUAUAGUCUUUUGUCUAUACUAUAUAGUAUAAUAUACUACCUAUAGUAGGCAGUAUGCUAUAUCUAACUGAGAAGGUGAAGCCAUAGUAAGCUGUAGUUGAUAUAUGAGUUUGUGUGCGGUUAAAUUAGCGUAUGGUGGUAAAGUAAAACUACAGUGCCUAGCAAAGAUUUACCAACCCAGCAUCAAGGCCAUAUUACCUGGUCUUGAAUCACUACAACCGUCCUGUAUCCAGAUGGAUGGAUCACAAAGUACAGGAUAAGGUAAAUGAAUGUUGUUGUUUUUUAAAGCUUAUUUAUAUGAAAGCUGCUAAAAAUGUUAACCCCCCCCCAAAAAAAAUCAACAUUUUGCUAGUGCAUUCUGCAAUAUCACUUUUGUGUUUUUCAAAUAGAGGCGCUAGGCUGAUACAAACAUACCCAUAACCACAUGAUCUGAAAACUGGCACAAUACACAUCCAAAAGGGGAAUGCAUGGUUUUAAGGUGUGCUCGUAUUUGAAUGUCCCGAAACAUUGAAGCAAAGCUUUAAUAGCACUGGUUGGUGGGUCAAAUCUUUUCACAAACACACGCGGUACUGUAUGUAUUUAUGUAUGUAGCUUCAGUUGGUGAGAGCUUCUGAUGUUUUGUCCUCAUCACCUUUUGGGAUGUUCAACACAACAGCCUUAAAAAAAAACAAAAAAACAACUGCGGUCAGAAGGAAACUGCUGAAAUAUUGCAGGAAGUACAUGAAAUGCUUUGAUUCUUCUUCCUUGAUCUUCGUGGCAGUUUGAUCUUCAGUGUUUUUGUCAUUUUAAAUGUUGUCCUUUUUAUUUGAAUUUUUUUUAAAAUAAUGUGGGAAAGCUAUUGAGCCUCAGUGUAACUUUCAAGACGAAUAACUUACAGGAUUUCAAUCCUGGUGGGGCCAUACUUGUGAACUUUUUCUCAGUCUCAAAAUGAACAUCAGCCAAUUAAAAUGGUUGAGGUACACCGACUAUACCAAACCUUAGGAACACCUUCCUAAUAUUCAGUUGCACGACUUCAGUUCGUCAGGGCAUGGAUUCUACAAGGUAUCGAAAUUGUUCCACAGGGAUCCUGGCCUGUGCUUCCCACAGUUGUGCCAGGUUGGCUGGAUGUCGUUUGGGUGGUGGACCAUUCUUGAUACACACGGGAAACUGUUGAGCGUGAAAAACCCAGCAGCGUUGCAGUUCUUGACACAAACCGGUGCGUCUGGCACCUACUGUCAUACCCCGUUCAAAGGCACUUAAAUCUUUUGUCUUGUCCAUUCACCCUCUGAAUGGCACACAUACACAAUCCACAUACACAAUCGAGGCUUAAAAAUCCUUCUUUAACCGGUCUCCCCCCCUUCACCUACACUGAUUGAAGGGGAUUUAACAAGUGACAUCAUAGGAUUCACCUGGUCAUUCUAUGUCAUGGAAAGAGCAGGUGUUCUUAAUGUUUUGUACACUCAGUGUUGUUGCAAGUGAUGAAACACUACACAUUAGCUGUUCCCAUAACAUAACCUGGCACAUUUAGCCCUAUUCUAACCUUGGCAUGUGACACUGAUUACUCCCGGUAACAAAUUCUGCGUCAUACUAUCAAAGAUCUUAGACUUAAUAUCCACCAACCAAUGGCACUUCUUAAAAUGUGUCAAUUUGGCCACCAGAAGGAUAUUUUCAACCUCCAAAUUCAAGGUUUACUUUUGUUCUGCUUGGUGUGUGUCUCGAGUGUAGAGAGCCAAUUGCACGAUGCACCUUCGACCACGCUAUUAGCGUUAGACAAACAGUCCAAAGAGCUGUUGGACUAGUCAAAUAGCUGUCGUCGUUGCUGUUUGGGGACACACAUUGCUAAAGCGGUUGACUCUAAUAUUACAGUGCACAUUAACUGUGGGUUCGAAGCCCCGUUGCGUCAAACCAUUUUUGUUCAGGAAAUCUUAUGUUCACUGCUGGUCCUCGAUGCGCGAUUCAAAUAACCAAAUAGAAAAAGUGGAUGAUUUAUAAUAAUGCAUAACAAAAUGUUGUACAUGUAAGUCCAGCCUACACGCCUAAAUAAAUAACGAUUAUUAAUGUAGCGGUGUCAGGAGCCUGUGUGUCAGUCUGCAAGACGGACUCCAACAAGAAGCUCCUCAUUAAAUGUAUUCGCAAUAUAAAUGGACAAGGUUUUGUCUGCACUGCUAUUGUCAACACACAAACUGUAAUUCUACAUUUCAAGGCGGGGGAGGGGCGACGACGACUAAUGUUGAGAUUCAAGCCCUUGCAACAUUUACACAGAGAGCUAUUUGACCAGUCACUCAAACACACAUCAUCUAGUUGCUUUUGAUGAUCGCAACAUGCCUGUUGUGGACUUCCGUUAAGGACGCGUUCGUGAACAAGUGUUGGAUCACGUCCCAAUCCAUGUCAACGAUUUUCAUUGGCUGAUACGGAAUUUGAACCAGGUGUUAUGAUACUGAUGCUUUUCUCGCCACAGACGGUUUGUUUACAUUUCCACCAUUGUGGCUAGAUGGAGUAGACCUACGGUGGUCGAGUCGGGGACAACAGUUGUUGACAGCUGUAGCGUUCUAGUUAAGCCUAACCCCCCACCCCCCUUCUUAACCUUAACUUCAUUCUCCUAACCUGCUGCGUUAGUUAUCCUUAAAAACAAAUCAUCAGCGUCACCGCAUGGGGUAUAAUGACGGGUAGCUGUGCAGGUUAGCAGAGGAUAAAGUCUGCCAGGUUAUCUGAUAAGAACAGCUGAAGUCGAGCGUUUGAUCAAUUGGCUGGUGUGCAGUUUGAGACGGAGAAACCUGUUCUGAUGUUCGCCAGUACGGCCCCGGUAAGUCUUAACUGACAUCACGGGUAAGUUGUCGUUGAGAGUUAUACACACGUUUAUUGAGGUAGAGAACAUUUUUAAAAAGUCAGAACAUCAAAUAAAAGAUCAAACUGAACUAAACUAUCUCCACAUUUACAGUUUUCAGAUUUGUGUUUACUGUGGUUUAUAAAUCUGUAGUUGUCAAACACAUAAUCCCCUUUCAGAUCUGAAGUGUUCAGGUGUACCGGUAUUUGAAUGUCUUCGCCUGCAACUAGAAGGCUUCCUGUUGAUAGUUGUGCUCCCUGAGUGUCCUUGUCUCUUGUAGCAUCAGCUGUGUUCUUUGUCUAGUUGUGUCCAUUUUUUUUUUUGUUGAUUAUAAUGAAAAGCGGUUUACAGAUGUAAUUUGUUAUGAACUAAUCACUCCUAUUGAUUACAUGAUAGACAAUCACUCCUAUUGGUCUUUCUGGUAUCCUAUUGAUUACACCAUAGACAAUCACUCCUGUUGAUUAGUCUUCUGGAACAAGUCUCUCAUUGAGGACGUGUAUAACAACAACCCAUGCAGAGUUAGACUCUAAACCAAAGCCUCACAUGGAAAUGAAAAAACCCUGCAGGGGGAUAGUCCAUCCAAGAACCAAUGGGAUAUUCCAUUUGUUGUUCCUGGAUGAGAAGGGUUAGUCCCAUGACUGCCUGAACACCAUAUGAUACAUGGAGAUGCUCCCCUAUCCCAUCGCUCAGAGCAGCCAGCCAGCAGCAGAGCUGAGAGUCUUAAUUAAAGUAUCAAUCUUUUUUUUUUGUUUUUGUACCUCAAUCUUUGUUUUCCUACCUUUUUUGAGAAUUAAUGCGUUUGUCUUCUGAAUUCAAAUUCAGACUUUACAGAUGGAAAGCCUGUGGCUGGGGUGAAAAUCUUUAAAACUUCCCCGUCAAUACAACAUUCUGCUCUCUCCGAGGGCUGUGUGUUGUGUUGAGACAUGCUAAGGCCAGAUGGCCCACAUAAAUAAUAGGCUACUGGACAUCAUCCUUCACUGAGCGUUGGUUGGCUUUUAAUUUCCCCCUGGAAUCGUCCCAGGCUAAUGAUCCAUGCCUCUGCUCCCUAAGGUGGGCCAGAGUGCAGAACACCUCACUGCUUAUCAGGAGCAUACACUGGGUUCAAAUAAUUUAACAUCAUUUGAAAUACUUAAACUGAGCUUAAUUAUUCUAUUGCCCCCGGCAAGCUCAAUCGCAAAAGUGCAAACCCAGCCCAUCUGGCACUCCAGACAGGCUAAAGCAAACAUUACAAAUAUCUAAAAGAUUUCGAAUAGUAUUUGAACCCAGGUCUGGCUGGUAGUGUAGUGGAGAGAGCAGAUUGCCUCACUUAGUGCUCCUCAAUGGGCAGAUUGCUGUAUUUCCUAUAAUAUAUUACAUCUCGGCGAUGAGAAGACCAGGCAGAAUAUAUAAAUGGAUCGAAAUAUAUUGACAAUAAUGACGAUGCCUUUGAGUUAGGACACUAAGGAAAAUGGUUAAGUGGCUUGUUGUCGAUGAACAACGAUUGUGUUCUUUUGAAUUAUACAUUGUUUGAAUUGUGUGACGGAUUGUAUAAUAUAACCUCGUCCCUACCGACUUCCCCUGAACAGUCCCUGAUAGGUCCUCCUCCUUGACAUAGGAAUAUGGGACACAACAAGCACAAAACCACAUUGACCAUAUUCCACCGCAUCCUACUCAGGACCCACCGGAAACACACACACGCUGGAGUUAUUUCCAGCCCACCUCAAAACACCCAUCCUCAUCAUCGUUGUCACGCACACCCACAGUACAGUAAUAAAACACAAGGUAAAAGGCGGGAGUUCCUACGGGGCUCUACCACCCCAGCUCAACGAUUGUAUUUAGUGCAAGCCACAAGCUGUUACUGAAGAUAUACCCCCCCCAUAACCAUGUACCUUGGUGCUUAACAAUGGGCUGUAGCUGUGUAUAUAGUUAUUUUGAGUUGUUUACUUUUAUAUGUGGAAGUCUUCUACAGUUCUUAAUGUUUUACUGAGAGAGAGAAGGGGACCGGUGUGUGAGACUGGGGACUCGAUUACAUCCCUACCGCUGAAGUUCAGCGCUCUGGCGCGAUUGACAUUUAAAGGGAACGCUCCCAUGUUCGUGGCGACUGCAUGCACCGCUGCAUAUGCCGCCUCAAAUUGGAAAGGACCAUCGCAUUUGAAUUGCGCUACAGUGCUGAACUUGUAUGAUUUACGGAUCGACUCGAGCCCUAUGAACAAUUUAGAAAACUGGGAAUUCAAUUUGCGAGCCUGCAGCAGCUCUGAAACAGGAGUGGGAUCUGGUUACGCCCGGCGAGAGCGAGGUUCGCAGGAUUUUUAUUGCUGAACUGAACGUUUUCGUCGCCUGUCUGUGCUCUAGGUAGCUGCAGCGCGUAGUUCAGCGUUAAGUCGGUCACAGUAUGGGAGAUGGGCUUUCCACUUGUGACAGACUAUCACUUGUUACAAGCUCGCUCUCGAGGAUCUCAGCCCAUCAGUGUUGUCCAAUAUCCUGACUGUCGAUCGAAGCUUUUUGGUUCUGAAUGUACAACGUUGUUGUUGAGUAGAAUGUAUAACCAUAGCAGAGCUACAGUACUUGCAUUUUUGUAGAGGCACAUAUAAACAAAUAUAUAUGAUAAACAUGUAUACAUCUAUAAAUCUUUUUUAAACUACUUGUGUGUGAGUCAUUUGGGCAUUUCCUGCCUGGUUUGUGUUUACAUUUUAAUUUCUAAAGUUCUUUAAGCUUUUGGCGUCUUCUGAGUGACAGACCCCUCCCCUCAUCUUUCUGUAAAUAGAAUCUUCCACUUAAGUUGAAUUAUUUUGACUACGGAGUUAUAUUUGUGCCAUUAAAAUCAAGUAAAGGUUUAGCAUUUUAUUGGCACAAAAGUAACUCCAUAGAAAGCAGCCUAACUUGUCGGGAGUUGUGUGCCUCUCGCACUUUGUUCGAUCACGUGGCAUCAAAUAAAUGAUCCAUUUGAGUUAUGAAGUCACUAUCAACAAGGUGGUCUAAUGCAAAGUGACGAUUGUGCACAAACCUCUGAGCGAGCGGCACUUCAUUCGAAAUGACGGCAGUAGAUGUUUUCUAGCUGUGGUAUUAAAUUAUUAGUCGCAAAAUCACCAUGGUGAUAUGUAUUUUGUCACUGUAUUUGCCAUAAUUUAUGCUUGACAAAAUAAUCAUUAAAAAAAGUACUGAAUCUUC